Clupea harengus (Atlantic herring) is the source of this 2047-nucleotide messenger RNA. RefSeq names its product golgin subfamily A member 6-like protein 22. The transcript is spliced from 2 exons. The record is from RefSeq and is a predicted model, not a curated record. NCBI's taxonomy places the organism in Eukaryota, Metazoa, Chordata, Actinopteri, Clupeiformes, Clupeidae. The coding region runs from base 55 to 1956 and encodes 633 amino acids.
AUUGAGAAAGUGAGAUUGGAGACAGAGCAAAAAAGAGAGGAGCAGCAAAGAAGGAUGGAGGAGAUGGAGCGAACAAGAGAGGAAGCAGAAAUUGAAAUAAACAAAAAAAGGGAGAGGGAGAAACAUGAAGACCAGAGGCAAAAAGGACAGGAGAGACAAGAGGGAAGUGAGAAUUCAGGAAAAGAAGAGAAGGAGAAGAUGGAGAAGAAGGAGGAUGAGAAAGUCAAAGAGCCACAGACGAGAGACGAAAGGAACACAGAUAUGAUGCGGAAAAUUGAGGAGGAGACCUCCCAGCUGUGGAAGUCAAUGGGACUAUCCUUUGAAGACACUGAGGAUGGAUCAGAAGAAGACUGGAAUGAAAGUGAGGAGGCCAGUGUAGACCUAGACUUGCUCUUCCUGAAGGACAAUAGAACGACCGAAAUAGAUAGAGGAAAAGAAAGGAGAUUGGAAGAGGAGAACAAAUCAAGACAGCUAGAAGUGGAGAGACAGAGAGAAAUGAAAACUGUGAGACUGAAAGAAGAGGAGAGCAAGAGGAUAGCCAUGAUGGAAAAACUGAAAGAGGACGAAAGGAUGAAGAGAGGGAUGGAAGCAGAAAUGGAGAGAAAGGAACAGGAGGAGAGGCUAAGUGAAAAGGAAAGGGCCAACCUAAGAGAAGAGGAGAGAAAGAAAAAAGAGAUGCAAGAGAAGACAAGGAGAGAGCUGGAGCAGAUAACACAAAGAGAGAGGGAGGAGAAGGGGAAGAAAGCCAAAGUGGCCAAGAAAUUAAUCCAGGCACGUGACAGCGAUGACAUUGACGUAGAUAGCUUGAGUGAUGAAGAUAUGUGGAAGGAUAAGGAGCUCCCAAUGGACCAAAAGAAAAGGCAGACAAAAGACGAAAAGGAACAUGCAUGGCUACAGGAAGAACACAACAAAGAGAAGGAGGAUGAGAAUCCUUGUAACAGGGAUUGCAGUGACCCCAAGACUGUGACUAAUUCAAAUAGUUUGUGGAUGCAUAAGGCCAAGAGCCCAAAGCUGUCAGUCAGCAAUGCAUGGAAGAUCCAGCAAUAUGAUAAUACAGAGACUGAUAAUGUCAAACAAGGUCAUUCUGAGGCAGGCGACACACUUGUGACGACACUCAGUAAUGAUGAUAUGAAUACAUGGACCCAGCUGAAGGCAAAAACAGAUGAAGAGGAUGCAGAGAGAGAGAAACAGAGGCAGAUGGAGGAAAAGAGGAUGAGAGAGGUGGACAAUGGAGGAAAGAAAGAAGAGAGAACACAGAGAGAGAUGGUAGCACAGAAAGCAAACAAGACACCCAAGAUGAGCAGAGAGUUCGAAAUUGUCCAAAAGAUAGAGGAGGAAAGAAAGAAAGAAGAGAUGGAGAAAGCAGCACAGAAGGAGCAAAAAGAGGACGAGAGGAGAAAGAUAGAGAUUGAGGAGGAGAAAGCACGAGAGGAGGAGAUAAAAGUGAUGACGGAGCAGAUGGAGAGAACUAAAGCAGAGAUGUUGAGAAAGGAAAAGGAGGAGAGCCUGAGAGAAAAAGAAAGGGCCAAACUAAGAGAAGAGGUGAGAAAGAAAAAAGAGAUGGAGAAAGCAGCAGAGAAUGAGCAAAAAGAGGACGAGAGGAAAAAGGUAGAGAUUGAGAAGGAGAAAGCAAGAAAGGAGGAGAGAAAAGUGAGAGAAAGAGAGGAGAUGAGAAAGAUUGCAGAGGAGAUGAACAGGAGGUGGGAGGCUCUGCCAGGAGACAGCGAUGACAACGACGGAGCGACUGAAUCCGGUGCCUUGUGGAUGGAUGAGGUGGAGAAGAGGCGUCAAGUGGAGGUCAUAAACCCCCAAAACGAACCUCAGGAAGAGGGGGAGAGAGGACACACCCAGCCUGGAAGUGCCCAAGUAAACGUAGAGCAGAAAAAGAAAGGACGAUCUGUGUUGAAGUGGGUGAAGAAGAGACUGAGUUUUGGGACCACAAAAGUGAAACAGUGAUAUGGACACACAAAGACACAUAUGGACAAUGAAAGGGAAAGAAAGGAAUCACAGAUUCUCCAUAAAUGUGUCACAUCCUACAUAUCAUCUU